AUGAUCGCGAGCGAUUUCGCGCCAUCAUCCUUGGCAGUUCUGCACUCUGAUGGCCCGCGGCCUCCGAUUGGCACCAGAGAUGACAUCCGACUGAAGGAUCAGAAAUUUCCAGCGCCCGACGUUUUGACAUCGCCCGGACCGGCCCGUUUCCAGUGGGACAGGGACAAUGCCAGCAGAAUUUGCUUCGAUCGACCGUACAUGCAAUUUGGAGGAGAGUCAUCUACACAUGCCGAUUACAAGCCGCCGCCGCUCCCGACAUUGCAGAAUGCCAGCUGCAGAGACCUUGUGCAGAGGGCAGACAGGGUAGAGGAGCCUUUCCCUCAGUUCCGCUUCGAAAGCCGAGAAUCCGAGAGCCAUGGCCGAUUUAAAGCUCCACCCUUGGAUGCGUAUCGGACUGCCGCUUCCGAGACAGACAUGCGCCUGGAUGCAGUAUGCAUGUGGAGUGUGGUCAUGAUGAGGGGCAUCAAGCUGACGAACUCCACCAGCGAAUCUACUACGCAGGCAGAAUACAAGGCUCCACCGCCAGAUGCUGUGAAAGCAUCCUUUGUGAAUUACCCUGUGCCAAGUAUUCCGGCACCCAGACAGACCUCGUUUGAGGGCCAGUCCAGUGCUCACUGCGAUUACAGACCGCCACCAUUGGACGCAUUUCGACAGAGGUCGGAGUUUCAUGCGGCAACGGGAAGCAGAGAGGCGCAGCCCAAGAUCCCCUUCCUGGGCGUGUCCUCCACGCAUGCCGAUUAUGCUGCACCUCCAGCGUCUGCAUUUGCAGACCAUGCGUCUUCCGCAGACCUGCCUGUGCGGCAGUCCAUUGUGCCGAACCUUGUCCACCCGUCCGCACGUCUGGAACCAGUGUCGACGACACAUCAUGAUUUCCAGCCGCCGAGUCUAGAGCUACUACGGCAGGCACUGCUGCAAACUGGAAUCGAGGAGCCACCAAGUGCUUUACCUCGCCCCAAGUUUGAGGGAGAGUCGUGUGCCCACAGAGACUUCAAGCCCCCUCCCAGUGUCAUUCCAGUGUUCCGAACAUCUGCCACGCAAGGGGCACCUGGUGUGCAGGAGCUGUUACAGCCGGCUGAAUUCGCAGCAAGCGAAUCGACCACACACCAUGACUACCGAGCCCCGCCACUUGAGUCACGCCACCCACCCGAUUCGGUCAGUGAUGAGCGAUGUCCGAUGCCAAGGACACGCUUCCAAGGCGAGUCGACUACACAGGCAGACUAUAAGGCACCGCCGCUAGAUGCAAUGAAGUUGUCGAUGGCAGAUUGUCAGGGGCCGACUGCACUUGCCAGCGAUUCGAGCGCAAAGUUCGAGGGCCAGUCGAGGACUCACGCUGAUUUUCAGCCUCCGCCACUGGAAGCUCUUCGAUUGCCAAAUGCAUCGUUGCCUGUGGUUUGUUCGGAGCUGCAGCCCAAGAUCCCCUUCUUGGGCGUGUCCUCCACGCAUGCCGAUUAUGCUGCACCUCCAGCGUCUGCAUUUGCAGACCAUGCGUCUUCCGCAGACCUGCCUGUGCGGCAGUCCAUUGUGCCGGACCUUGUCCACCCGUCGGCACGUCUGGAACCAGUGUCGACGACACAUCAUGAUUUCCAGCCGCCGAGUCUAGAGCUACUACGGCAGGCACUGCUGCAAACUGGAAUCGAGGAGACACCAAGUGCUUUACCUCGCCCCAAGUUUGAGGGAGAGUCGUGUGCCCACAGAGACUUCAAGCCCCCUCCCAGUGUCAUUCCAGUGUUCCGAACAUCUGCCACGCAAGGGGCACCUGGUGUGCAGGAGCUGUUACAGCCGACUGGAUUCGCAGCAAGCGAAUCGACCACACACCAUGACUACCGAGCCCCGCCACUUGAGUCACGCCACCCACCCGAUUCGGUCAGUGAUGAGCGAUGUCCGAUGCCAAGGACACGCUUCCAAGGCGAGUCGACUACACAGGCAGACUAUAAGGCACCGCCGCUAGAUGCAAUGAAGUUGUCGAUGGCAGAUUGUCAGGGGCCGACUGCACUUGCCAGCGAUUCGAGCGCAAAGUUCGAGGGCCAGUCGAGGACUCACGCUGAUUUUCAGCCUCCGCCACUGGAAUCACUCAUGUUGAGCUUGAAGGCAGAAGUCACCGGAUUGGAAGAAGACGCGAGCAAGUUGACUUCCGUGCAUUCUGCAUCUUUCGAGGGAGUUUCAACUACUCACCAUGAUUUUCCGCGGCCGCCUAUGGAAGCAUACCGCAGGGAGCCUAGCAAGCAUGGCAGGGAUCACCAGGACAUAUUCUCGGAUCCUCCACCUCUGCAGAACUUGUGGGAGUGGCUCAGCAGUGCUGAGCAGCACACAGGCCCCGAGCCGGAGCCGCAGCAAGCAAAGCAUGUGCACAAAGCAAAGCAGGACUCUUCCAGUCAGACAGGAUAUGACCACCAAGUACAUGCAGCAGGCGCCGGGCAACAUGGUGCUGGGCACCAUGGCGCCGGGCACCAUGGCGCCGGGCACCAUGGCGCCGGGCACCAUGGCGCCGAGACUGAAACUGGCCAGCGCGCGGUUGUGCGCUUUGAGGGCGAGUCCUCCAUGCAGCUUCACUACCAAGCACCUCCGCUAGAUGCUCUCAGGUCCACCACAGCGGACAUUCGGUCUCGUCAGGAAGAGAUGCAGCACAGCUCCGUUAGAGCUGCAAGGUUCGAGGGCGAGUCCACAGCGCACAGAGACUUUCAAGCACAUUCUGUGCAUGGUCUGUCGGACGUGCAACGCACCUCACUGGAUGAGAGGAGCUUCGUCAAUAGUCUGCCGUUCGAAGGCGAGUCGUCAAUGCGAGCCCAUUACCAAGCUCCACCGCCAGAAGCCCUGAGAAUCACAUCCUGCGAUGCCCAGUCACAGCGCCACAUUGAAUUGCAGCAUGCUUCUGGUCAGGCAGCGAAGUUUGAAGGCGAGUCUACUGCACACAGCCACUUUCGGGCGUACCCGGGGGAGGCCAUGCAGUUUGUGGAGCCAUCAACUCGUUCGGAAAGUGCGGGUCCAGCUGCUCCCUUUGAAGGGGAGUCGUCCAUGCGGGCUCAUUACAAGGCACCGCCAAUGGAUGCUCUCAUGGCAUUUGUGGAUGUUCGGUCUCGUCAUGGUGAUCUGCAGCACAGCUCCGUUGAAGCUGCCAAGUUCGAGGGCGAGUCCACAUCACACAGAGACUUUCAAGCACAUGCUGUGCAUGGUCUGUCGGACGUACAACACAUGUCACUUGACGAUAGGAGCUUGGUCAAUAAUCUGCCGUUCGAAGGCGAGUCGUCAAUGCGAGCCCAUUACCAAGCUCCACCGCCAGAAGCCCUGAGAAUCACAUCCUGCGAUGCCCAGUCACAGCGCCACAUUGAAUUGCAGCAUGCUUCUGGUCAGGCAGCGAAGUUUGAAGGCGAGUCUACUGCACACAGCCACUUUCGGGCGUACCCGGGGGAGGCCAUGCAGUUUGUGGAGCCAUCAACUCGUUCGGAAAGUGCGGGUCCAGCUGCUCCCUUUGAAGGGGAGUCGUCCAUGCGGGCUCAUUACAAGGCACCGCCAAUGGAUGCUCUCAUGGCAUUUGUGGAUGUUCGGUCUCGUCAUGGUGAUCUGCAGCACAGCUCCGUUGAAGCUGCCAAGUUCGAGGGCGAGUCCACAUCACACAGAGACUUUCAAGCACAUGCUGUGCAUGGUCUGUCGGACGUACAACACAUGUCACUUGACGAUAGGAGCUUGGUCAAUAAUCUGCCGUUCGAAGGCGAGUCGUCAAUGCGAGCCCAUUACCAAGCUCCACCGCCAGAAGCCCUGAGAAUCACAUCCUGCGAUGCCCAGUCACAGCGCCAGAUUGAAUUGCAGCAUGCUUCUGGUCAGGCAGCGAAGUUUGAAGGCGAGUCUGCUGCACACAGCGACUUUCGGGCCUACCCGCGGGAGGCCAUGCAGUUUGCGGAGCCAUCAACUCGUUCGGAAAGUGUGGGGCCAGCUGCUGCUUUUGAGGGGGAGUCGUCCAUGCGGGCUCAUUACAAGCCGCCACCACUGGAUGCUCUCGUGGCCUCUAUGGACGUUCGGUCUCGUCAUGGUGAUCUGCAGCACAGCUCCGUUGAAGCUGCCAAGUUCGAGGGCGAGUCCACAGCACACAGAGACUUUCAAGCACCUGCUCCUCAAGAUCUGUCAGAUGUACAAUGCAAGUCACUUGACGAUAGGAGCUUGGGCAACAAUCUGCCGUUCGAAGGCGAGUCGUCAAUGCGAGCCCACUACCAACCUCCUCCGCUGGAGGCCCUGAGAAUCACGUCAUGCGACGCCCAACAGCGCCAGCUCGAAUUGCAGCAUGCUUCUGGUCAGGCAGCGAAGUUUGAAGGCGAGUCUACGGCACACAGCGACUUUCGGGCCUACCCGCGGGAGGCCAUGCAGUUUGUGGAGCCAUCAACUCGUUCGGAAAGUGUGGGUCCAGCUGCUCCCUUUGAAGGGGAGUCGUCCAUGCGGGCUCAGUACAAGCCACCACCGCUGGAUGCUCUCAUGGCCUCUAUGGACGUUCGGUCUCGUCAUGGUGAUCUGCAGCACAGCUCCGUUGAAGCUGCCAAGUUCGAGGGCGAGUCCACAGCACACAGAGACUUUCAAGCACCUGCUCCUCAAGAUCUGUCAGAUGUACAAUGCAAGUCACUUGACGAUAGGAGCUUGGUCAACGCUUUGCCGUUCGAAGGCGAGUCGUCAAUGCGAGCCCACUACCAACCUCCUCCGCUGGAGGCCCUGAGAAUCACAUCAUGCGACGCCCAACAGCGCCAGCUCGAAUUGCAGCAUGCUUCUGGUCAGGCAGCGAAGUUUGAAGGCGAGUCUACGGCACACAGCGACUUUCGGGCCUACCCGCGGGAGGCCAUGCAGUUUGUGGAGCCAUCAACUCGUUCGGAAAGUGUGGGUCCAGCUGCUCCCUUUGAAGGGGAGUCGUCCAUGCGGGCUCAGUACAAGCCACCACCGCUGGAUGCUCUCAUGGCCUCUAUGGACGUUCGGUCUCGUCAUGGUGAUCUGCAGCACAGCUCCGUUGAAGCUGCCAAGUUCGAGGGCGAGUCCACAGCACACAGAGACUUUCAAGCACCUGCUCCUCAAGAUCUGUCAGAUGUACAACGCAAGUCACUUGACGAUAGGAGCUUGGUCAACAUUCUGCCGUUCGAAGGCGAGUCGUCAAUGCGAGCCCACUACCAAGCUCCACCGCCAGAAGCCCUGAGAAUCACGCCAGGUGAUGUCCAACCACGUCAGCUGGAAGCGGUGAAGUUUGAAGGCGAGUCUACGGCACACAGCGACUUUCGGGCCUACCCGCGGGAGGCCAUGCAGUUUGCGGAGCCAUCAACUCGUUCGGAAAGUGUGGGGCCAGCUGCUGCUUUUGAGGGGGAGUCGUCCAUGCGGGCUCAUUACAAGCCGCCACCACUGGAUGCUCUCGUGGCCUCUAUGGACGUUCGGUCUCGUCAUGGUGAUCUGCAGCACAGCUCCGUUGAAGCUGCCAAGUUCGAGGGCGAGUCCACAGCACACAGAGACUUUCAAGCACCUGCUCCUCAAGAUCUGUCAGAUGUACAACGCAAGUCGCUUGACGAUAGGAGCUUGGUCAACAAUCUGCCGUUCGAAGGCGAGUCGUCAAUGCGAGCCCACUACCAACCUCCACCGCUGGAGGCCCUGAGAAUCAAGUCAUGCGAAGCCCAACAGAGCCGGCUCGAAUUGCAGCAUGCUUCCGGUCAGGCAGCGAAGUUUGAAGGCGAGUCUACGGCACACAGCGACUUUCGGGCCUACCCGCGGGAGGCAAUGCAGUUUGUGGAGCCCUCAACUCGUUCGGAAAGUGUGGGUCCAGCUGCUCCCUUUGAAGGGGAGUCGUCCAUGCGGGCUCAUUAUCGGGCUCCACCACUGGACGCGCUCAAGACUUCUGUGGAUGCUCCGUUGCGUCAAGGUGCUGUACAUCCUGUUGACACUGCAAAGUUCGAGGGCGAGUCCACAGCGCGCAGAGACUAUCAAGCACAUGCCGUGCAAGAUCUGCCAGGUGUGCAUCGCACGUCACUUGAAGAGAGGAGCUUGGUCAACAAUCUGCCGUUCGAAGGCGAGUCGUCAAUGCGAGCCCACUACCAAGCUCCACCGCCAGAAGCCCUGAGAGGCACGCCAUGUGAUGUCCAACCGCGUCAGCUGGAAGCGGUGAAGUUUGAAGGCGAGUCUACUGCACACAGCGACUUUCGGGCCUACCCACGUGAGGCAUUGCAGUUCGUGGAGCCAUCAGCUCGUUCGGAAAGUGUGGGUCCAGCUGCUCCCUUUGAAGGGGAGUCGUCUAUGCGGGCUCACUACCGGGCACCACCGCUGGACGCUCUGAAGACCGCUUUCUGCAAAGAGACAGGCGCACCACAAGCUGACCUGUGCCACAAUUCCCAGCAAGUACCAUUCAUGGGAGAGUCUACCACACAUCAUGACUAUCAGGCGCCUGCAUUGCCCAUGCUGCUCGGUGUCCCACGUGCGCAUCAGGCUGCGAAAGCCGACUUCUCAGUGCCUUUCAAGGGCGAGUCAUCUAUGCGUGCCCAUUACCAACCGCCGCCACCGGAGGCAUUCUUGCCGAGAGCUUGGCCAACAACUGAUGUGAACUCUGAGCUCCGGACCUCCUUUGAUGGCGAAUCAUCCAUGAGGGCUCACUACCAGGCCCCAUCGCCAGAAGCACUCAGAAGCGCAGCAUGCCAGCAACCCACUGCCGGGAUGCCAAGCGUCAGAAACAGCCCCAAGUUUGAGGGCGAGUCCACUGCCCACCGAGAUUUCAAAGCACCCGCUCUGCAAGCGCUCCUACAUGCGGGCUCGACGGCAGCUCCUCUUGAAGGUGCUCUGCACCAAGAGCCCAGCGCUGCCUGUGGCCGGGAUGGACCGGCAGUGGAGACAUUGUUGCAGAUCCUUGCAAGUGGUGAUGGGCUCGCUGGAGAUGCCAAGGAGACCCGCAAGAUGACUGAUGUUCCGCAGGGCCCGGAAGAGCCCACAACACAAGGCUUCAAGGUCCCCUCCCUGGACAAGUUGCGAGCAAUCCUUCAUGAAGCUGAAGCUUGUUGCGCGUCGGAGACACAGCAGAACCCCAAGCCUCUCAGCACAUGGCCGGCCGAGAAAUCCGUUCCUGGGCAUCCUGGCGGCGCGCCAGACCUGCGUAGGCCGGCCGGACGGGCAAGCAGCUCCGACGUCCCGCGCGCAGUCAGGGGACGGAUGCGCCCCGAAGCCAACUUUCAGGCUUCGAUGGCCCCCGAGCCACGGGCUUUCGAUGGAGCGGACCGGCCACCAGAAAGGGGCCCGGCGAUCGAGGCGCAAGCCUCCUUGGCCGACUGCGCACGACGAGGAGCCCAUGCGCUGCGUCCAUGCCCGCCUGCCUUCGCGCAGCAGCCGCUGCCAGGCGUGCGCUCCGCCAGCCAGCCGGCUCGCAAGCGGCCCAGCGAGGCGCCGCGAGGGGCGCAAGCUCACCAUUGCGAAGUGCCCACGGACGUCGCGCUGGCAUUUGAUGGCGAGGGCCUGGGCCUUAGCCUCCAAAGGAGGGAUUCCCUGGACAGCUCCCUGCAGGGCUCCCCUCCAGGUGGUGGGGUGGGUCUCCACAAGGCGCUCGGCGUGUCGCGACUGUACAGACUGAUGCAAGGUGAAGCUGGCGCCUAUGUUCCGCAGUUUGUUCCCAGCCCCAGCUUUUGCGUUCGUCCGCACAAACUUGCAGUACUGGAGGGUGAGUCCUCCUGUCGAAGCGAUUACCGGCCGCCUCCGCGAGAGGCUGCAGCCUCAACCCGGCCUGCUGGGUGCGCCAGCGAGCGCAGCACCUCGGACAAGGCCAUCCCGAGCUGCAGCAGCCGCAGGCACCGCUCAGCGGAUGCCCGGCUGCCUAGCAUGCGCUCGGCAUCGAGCCAUGACCAGCUUGAUCCUUACCGUGAGCCAAGCAAGGAGAGCGAGAGGAGUGAGAUGCGAGGGACCCCGCCUGCAGGUGACAGCAAUAUGCAGCAGUCGUAG
Molecule: messenger RNA, 7929 nt
Organism: Symbiodinium natans
Lineage: Eukaryota; Dinophyceae; Suessiales; Symbiodiniaceae
Source: the annotation of a GenBank genome assembly